CCAUUCACCUCCUCCCUCUGCAACCCCUCUCUCUCUCGAUCUACCCAAACCAUCCUCUGAUUUGUCUUUGCCGCUGAUAUUCUCCCCUCUUGCCACUAUUCUCAACAUUUCUUUGCACAAAUCUCACUUCCAGAUAUGCGGAAGAUAGGCCUAUGCGAACUCUAUGGACAUGCUAAACAUGCUGCCACAAGGAAUAUGGUAGCCGGAAGUUCGCUAAAUCCUUGUGGCCUAAUUGCCCUAGAUAAGUCUAAUGCUGCCGUCUUCACCGUGAUAUAUCUCCGAUCCGCCGGCAGUGAGACGCGUGCACAAACUUCUCGGGGUUUUGUCAAAAAAUUCUGCUCUUCGACCUCUAAUGUCAGCCGCUGCUCAUCGAUCGCCAUAGACCAGCCUUCCAAUAUUCGAGCUCUUCGCUGGUAGAUUGUUGCUAGAUUGAGCUGAAAUUGAAGGAAUUCAGCCUCAUGUUUACUGUUCACUCGAGAUACUCCAGGUCAUAUAAAUAUAUUCCAUAUAAGCGAGAAGGAAAUGGCUACUUGGAAUGGAUGCAUUUAUGACCAGUAUUCCCGCCCAUUUGAUAAGCUACCGUAGCCGCUGAUGAUUUGGACCGCAUAUUCGGAUAAGAACGAAUAAUAAGAGGGCUUCUUCCGUCCAAUUCCAAUCAGCACCGCCGUAGAGAGGGAGAGAGACGAAGGUAGGUGGUUGGCGGAAUCAGAAUUAUUUUUUACUUGGAAGGAUAAUAGUGUUUGUCUCAUGCUCCAGAUAAUGGUAAAACACAAUUGAAUUCGUUUCAUCUAUUUGAAAUAAGUUUUAUGUUUUUUUUGUUAAUUUUAAAUUUUGUUUAGAAAGUAAAGAAUCUUUUAGAUU
Messenger RNA from Cuscuta campestris, 861 nucleotides. The record is from the annotation of a GenBank genome assembly. NCBI's taxonomy places the organism in Eukaryota, Viridiplantae, Streptophyta, Magnoliopsida, Solanales, Convolvulaceae.